This is a messenger RNA of Chlamydomonas reinhardtii, 1578 nucleotides long. RefSeq lists its product as uncharacterized. Lineage: Eukaryota; Viridiplantae; Chlorophyta; Chlorophyceae; Chlamydomonadales; Chlamydomonadaceae. The transcript is spliced from 7 exons. Bases 208 to 1065 code for a protein of 285 amino acids. The record is from RefSeq and is a predicted model, not a curated record.
UCUGCAUAGGAAGCAGCCACACACAUGCAUCGUGCACUAUUGUCUUCAAGGCACCCUGGCGCAGGAAGGCAAGUGCCGCAGCCCCCCGACGCGCGCUCACAGUUUACAUACCUUGCACCGCGCAGCGCCCGCGUAGCAAGCAGGCUGAUAUCAAGCUGCAUCAAGUACACCGUGAGCGGUGGAGAGCGGCUCAGACGGCUUGUCGCAAUGGCAGCCCAGGCGCCGGGGGCAACCCCAUACAUCUUCAAGGCGAGCAUGGACACGUAUGCGAGCCUCGAGGGCCAGAAGCGCGAGAGCCCAGCCGCUGAGCGGAACAAGGGUUACAUCCUGGAAGUCCUGCGGGAGUACCUGGGCUCGGAGGCCGCCACUGCCGCCGCAGUGGCCGCAGCGGCGGCCUCAGGGCGCCGGCGGCCAGUCAUCCUCGAGGUGGCCAGCGGCUCCGGCCAGCACUGCGCGCACCUCGCUGCCGGCCUCCCCGCCUACGACGUCCAGCCCACCGACCUGACGCCAGAGCUGUUCGACAGCAUUGCCGCCUAUGCCGCCACCACCCCACCCGCCGCAGCUGCAGCCGCAGCCGCGGGCGCUGCAGCCGGCCAAUCCGGUGGUGGCGGCGGCCUGCCCAACGUGCUACUGCCGCCACUGGUGUUGGACGCGUCGUCGCUGGAUUGGCCGGCUGUAGCAGCGGCGGGCGUGUCAGCCGGUAGUGGCAGUAGCAGCAGCGGUGGCAGUAGCAGCGGGCGGCUGGACGCUGCGGCGGUGCUGGUCAUCAACAUGUGCCACAUCUCGCCACUGCCGGCCACACGGGGGCUGCUUAAAGGAGCGGGCACGGCGCUGCGCCCCGGCGGCGGGCUGUUAUUCGUGUACGGCCCCUUCACGGUGCAGCGCGGGCGACACACCACCGACAGCAACGCCGCCUUCCACGCCAGCCUACAGGCGCGCGACCCCUCGUGGGGCUAUCGAGACGUGGAGGACAUGAAGGAAUGGGCGGCGGAGGCGGGCCUGGAGACCUUGGAGGUUCGGGAGAUGCCCGCCAACAACUUCAUGCUGGUGUUCCGGAGGACCUGAUGAGCAGCAGGCGCGGCCUUGAGGUCUGAGCAGGGGGAGCAGCGGAGGUCGGUGAUGCGGCCGGGGCCACGGCGCAGUGUACCGUACCGUAGGGCCAGCAGGCAGCGUUUGACUCUGCUCCGCGUGUUUGGUCAUGUGUCUGCCUCUGAUGACAGUGGCAUGGCAUGGGGCUUGCGGUAACCAGUUUGAAACACAACUUCAUGUGGCUUUCUGUGCGCUGCCGCACGUAUUAUGAUCGGGCACGUUGCUCGGGAGGGGCAGGGAGGGGCCAGGUGUGUGACCUGAGCCGUGCCGUGCCAGAUCAAUUGGUGUGCGCACUCGUCAUAGCAAUGAACUCUUGUUGCUAUUGCAUUGAAUACUCUCUUAGUAGGUAAUAGUAUGUGCUGGGCGCUGCAAUAGCGAGCCAGAAAGAAUGCCUCACACAAUGCCGAGCGAGCAACGCCGAGGUUACGAGUGAUGCGACUAGCGCAAGAUGAAUGCAGCUAUGCUGAGUAUCAUUUUAGCUCUCUACUU